Messenger RNA from Saccharomyces cerevisiae S288C, 2478 nucleotides. RefSeq lists its product as uncharacterized. Gene Ontology annotation, molecular function: RNA binding; nucleic acid binding. Bases 1 to 2478 code for a protein of 825 amino acids. NCBI's taxonomy places the organism in Eukaryota, Fungi, Ascomycota, Saccharomycetes, Saccharomycetales, Saccharomycetaceae. The transcript has a single exon. Gene Ontology annotation, cellular component: cytoplasm. The record is from RefSeq and is marked reviewed.
AUGGAUAACUUCAAAAUUUACAGUACAGUUAUCACAACUGCUUUUUUACAAGUUCCACACUUAUACACGACAAAUAGAUUAUGGAAGCCCAUAGAAGCACCUUUUUUAGUUGAAUUUCUUCAAAAAAGAAUAAGCUCCAAAGAACUUAAAAACACAAAAGCAAUCUGUCAUAUAGAUCCCUCAUGGGUCAAUCUAAAUGCUUCUUUCAUUAGAGAUGACAUGAUCUCAAUAAAAGCUACCACAGAUGAUAUGGACCUCGAUGCUAUUUGCAGGAUUUCUUUGCCCUUACCUAUGAACACAAAUGAUCUAACAGCAGAAUUGGAAAAAAUGAAACGUAUACUAUUGGACUUGAGUGAAAAAUUCAAUUUAGAACUAAUCAUCACCAAAGAACCAGCUUACUUCACACCAGAACAGACAGGCGAGAGCAAGGAAUUAUGUAUUUACGUGCAUGCAUUAGGAUUCCGAUCUAAUUUAAUGGAAUGCGAACCCCAGUUAUUGGCAUUUGUCGAUUUAAUAAAGAAGAAUGGUAUGACUUUGCCUCCACAACACUACAUUAUCGAACCUAUGGAACUGAACUCAUACUCUGUGCUUCCCUUAUAUAUGGGUGUAGAUAUGGAAAACUUCAAACAUAUAUCCAGAGCUUUUAAAACCAGCAUUUACGCACCUUCCCUCAUUACGCUGUCUAGGGAUCUUAAGGCAAAUCCACAAAUCUUCUUCUCAGGCGCUGUCCAUUCACUAAGUUUACUGGCUAGGAAAACUCUACGUGAGUCCAUAAGCGUGAAUUCAAAGAGUUUUUUUUAUCGUCGAUUGACUAAUAUUACCCCAGGAAAACUACUGUUUAUCCGAAAAUACUACCAACAAAAGGUAAACCAGUUAAUUUUGAAAUACCAAUCGCUUAUUAGAGUUACUAACGAAUACAUUGAAUUUCAAUCGAUUUCCACGAACUUAUUAGAAAUGGUUAUUAAGAACUUCACUAUUCAAGUAUUACAUGAAAUUGUAGAAGUACAGAUUUCACUCAAUGAAAACUGCGCAAUGUCCCCGGAAUUAAUAAUCGACAGCUUUUUCGGACACACUGGAAACCAAAUUGUAGUAAUAACUCCCAAAGAGGAUUCCUUCAACCAAUUAAUAGUAGUUGGUAACCAAUCUUCCACAGAUGAGGCGUCCGAUACUUCCAUAUUGCAUUACUUAUCUGAUUUUAUUAUGGGCUCAAAUCAAGUGAUUAAUCCAAACUUAAGACAGAUAAAAGCCAUUUUCGAGAUACAUCCUGAUUUUGAAGACUUCAUAUCAGGCAAGAAAAAUGGUAAAUUAACACGUAUAAUGGAACUAUCUGCUUGCUUAAUUCAACUGGAAAUGGAAGAGGAAGAUGAUAACCUUUAUUUAAAUUUGGUUAGUGACUCUUUCCCUGAUUUCAAGGAAUCAUUUAAGAAUGUUAUAAAUGAAUUUCCUGCCGAAGAAUCUUUCUUCAUUCCUGAAGUUUGUCACAGACCGAUUAUAGGUACAGGUGGUUCCUUAAUUCAAGCCACAAUGAGAAAGCAUAACGUCUUCAUUCAGUUUUCCAAUAGUUUCAAUCUUCCACAAAAUAAAAUUUCUAUGAUCAGGUAUGAUAAUGUGAUAAUUAGGUGCCCCAGGAAAAACAAAGCUAAUAUAUGCCUAGCCAAGAAUGAUUUAAAACAAAUUGUUCAAGAAUAUGAUAGUUUACAAUCGAAGACGCUCAUUAGAUUUUCUAGUGGGCAAUAUAGACAUAUUUUGCAUGUUAACGGCCAAAAGAAUAUUAUAGGACAAAUCGAAAAGAACGAAAAUGUUUACAUAAUGAUACCGUUAAAAGAGCCCUUGGAUGGAACAUCUCAAUUGAGUAUACAAGGAAAUGAUGAGAAUGCAUCAAGAGCCGCUAACGAAUUGGUUAAUAGUGCGUUUGGUUAUGAAUACGAGUUCAAAAUAGAUCAAGAGAUAGAUCCCAAUAAAGAAUACGAAUUUUAUAACCUAAUUGUUGUUCCAUUUUUGCAAAUUAUGAACAUAAUUGUAACUUUUGAGAAGGACCUUAUCACUUUUACUUUUGAAAAGGAUACUAAUGAGAAUACUCUAACAAAAGCAAUCGAAUUACUAUCCAAUUAUUUGGAAACACAAAAGACGAAAAUAAUAUUUAAAAAAAUAAUUAAAAAAUUUGUUCUAGGGUCUGCCUCCAGCAAGAGUAACACCAGUAAUAGCAAUACCAAUGGCAAUUUCAGAUCAAUGAAUAAUGCCAAAAGUCGUACGACCAUCGAUAAUACCAGCCAAUCAGGAGCCUCACCACAACGCCACAAAAUGCCUGUUAUAACGACGGUAGGAGGAGCCCAAGCCAUCAAAGGAUAUAUACCAAACACUUAUUACAACGGAUAUGGGUAUGGAUACGGAUAUACAUACGAGUACGAUUAUAAUUAUGCCAACUCUAAUAAAGCUCAAACCAAUAAUAGGCAUAAAUAUCAAAAUGGCAGAAAAUGA